Messenger RNA from Colossoma macropomum (tambaqui), 1807 nucleotides. RefSeq names its product vestigial-like family member 3 (gene vgll3). NCBI's taxonomy places the organism in Eukaryota, Metazoa, Chordata, Actinopteri, Characiformes, Serrasalmidae. The record is from RefSeq and is a predicted model, not a curated record. Bases 186 to 1163 code for a protein of 325 amino acids. The transcript is spliced from 4 exons. Gene Ontology annotation, biological process: regulation of transcription by RNA polymerase II. Gene Ontology annotation, cellular component: nucleus.
UAUUUUGAUGGACGAAGUCUCGAUGGGGACACGUUUUUUAUGCUAAUCUCUCCUUUUAUACACUGCAGUGCUUUUGUCAACGCUCGGCUUUAUAAAGAGGGGAAUGGUGCCGUUAGCCGUUAACCCUCGCAGAGAAGCCCAGCGUAGCCCUUUCUGAAGAUCCCUCCACAUUACAGCCCUCUGCCAUGAGUUGUCUGGAUGUUAUGUAUCAUCAGAAUUAUGGAGCUCAUCACUACUUGCCAGCGACAUCGGUGGCAGCGGCAGCAGCCUACAAAGCAGCUUACUAUCACCAUCAUCAUCACCAGCAGCAGAAAAAGUUCAGCACCUACAGCAAGAUGCAAGGCUCUGUUGACUUGCCUGUGCACUGUGGCCAGAGUAAACAGGCUGAGAAGUCCAGGGCUGAGCCCGACCUUCGGAGAGAAGAGGAGCAGACUGCUGCGGAGGAGGCAAGGUGUAAGGAGGCGCAGCCUGCUGAGGCUGAGUACCUGAGUGCCAGGUGUGUGCUCUUCACGUAUUUCCGUGGGGACAUCGGGGAUGUGGUGGACGAGCACUUCUCCCGCGCCCUCAGUCAACCUAGUGCCUUCACUAACGACACCAAAAGCCACAGGCACGCGUCUGGAGUAUCAUGGAAAGAUGGAGGCUCUCUCACUGAUGGUCAGUGUGGCUCCUUGCCCUCCUCACUGUGGAGCAGCAGUUACCCAUCACAGACCACCAGCCCCUGCAUCUCUUCUGUUCAUGGUGACUUCCCUGCCACUGCGGCCUUUCACACAGCAGACACUGGCCUAUGGAGUGGCCACAGCCUGACCCAGCCUGGGUUGCCCCCUCCAUCAGCUCUCACUGACUCCUGGCCCUAUGGCCUGGCCGGCCAAAGUGGCGCUGGAUACCCUCACGUCCAUGAGAUGUACCCUCAUAUGCAUCCGCGCCACGCCCACCCCAUGCUCCAUCACGCCCACAGUACAGCCCUGGACCCCCGCUUUAGUCCGCUUCUGCUGCCUGGCAUGAGGCCAUCCUGCAGCCCUUCCUUAAAUGCAGAGGGAGUCAAGACAGAGCUGGAGCCCAGUGGCUCAACAGCACCCAGCUGGCCAGCAUCCUUCCAUGGCUCUGUGGAUAUCUAUGACACAGCAUUGGAACAGGACAAAGCAAAGGCCAGUGUCUGGUUCUGAAAUAGAGAGUACCUGCCUGUGACACACAGUCUUGGACUAGAGCAGCUCUCACAAGAGCAAUGUGAGAUGGCCCACAGUCCCACUGUGGAAUCUUUCCCUGGAAAGCUUUCAAAUUUCCUGGGAAGCGACUCAGGAAAGGAAACUUUGUCUCCCUCCACGAGACAAGCACAAUAAUGAAAUUGGAGGAAAACAGCCUUUCUGCAAAAGCAAACCAUCUUGUUUUGAGUCAGUGUGUCUGGUGUGUGCUCACGGAGAGCGAAUCAUUAAUGAAUUUGGCUGGAGAGCUCUACCACCUGCACAAAGAGCUCUCAGAGAGGAACUGCAAUGAAGGACGCUACUUAAAUAUAUCAGAGUCUAAGAGGUAUAUUUUCCUACUUUUUAGUAAACCUUCUUGAACUUUUCCUAUUUGGUGGUUGAUGUUCAAAAACCUUGAGUUUAUGUACUUGCCACUGGUUCUGUUGAAAGAACUGCCUGUGUUGGUACAGUGAAGGGCAGUUCUGUGUUAAUGUGGUUAAGAAAGUAUGAAUGAGUAGCAGACUUGUUCAAAUAGAAGCUUUACUUUAAUAUAUUUUGUCUGCAGUCUUGUAAUUUACAGGCAUGUGAAUUCUGUAAGUAAUUUGUGUGAGAUGUUUCUACCAAAGUGU